Molecule: messenger RNA, 7624 nt
Organism: Caretta caretta (loggerhead turtle)
Lineage: Eukaryota; Metazoa; Chordata; Testudines; Cheloniidae
Source: RefSeq, a predicted model, not a curated record
AUGCCCACGGGCUUCCACCCCGCAUGGAGAAGGGGGAUUUCUCCAGGAGUAGGUCGGUUUCCGUGGCCCAGACAGUCCUUGCUCUCUGCUGAGCCUGACUGUACUGCCCGGCUGGUAAGCACGGUGUGACCCGUCUGCUAAAGCAACCCCUUUCCCACUGCAUCUGAGCAGCUCCCCCCAAGAGGUACUAGGAGAGGGGACAUCCCUGGCUUGCGCCCGAAUCCCCCAGCCUUCCAGGACCUGGUCAUCAUGUUCCUGGGCUGGGCCUGGUGUGUAUUUACAGCCAUUACAGACCACGGGUUUGCUUUCUGCUAGGAAGGAAACAAACCGGCUUUCAUUGCCCAGUAACCCCAAGCGAUGCAGAGAAGAGCCUCUUUUUUAGCAAGGCUGCGUCCCCCUUGCUUAAGGCUGUGAGCCCUGGUGAGGGGGGAUCUCACAUGAUCAGGGCUUUUGACUUGCAUUUUUCUUAAAUUUAGAACACACUGAACUUCUCACUCACUCUCCUUCAGAGCCGUUUCUUCGCAGGAGAAGUGUUUGCGGCCCCUUGAUGAGACCUCUGCUGCUCCUCUGGGUUUGAGUCAUACACGCAUUAGGAGAAUGGAUGUUUGGCACCAGAUCUGCUGCUGCUCCUGUGAACAAGAAGAGCCAGAGAACAAUCCGCUCCUCAGUGAAUUCAGCGUUUGCGUCCGGUGCUAUGGUAGCAGCCCUGAGAAGCGUAAGGUGUUCUCUCCCGCAUGCCUGUCUGAAGCUGCUUGGCACGGCAUCCCCGCAUGCUGGUCAGCGGCCGCCAUGUUCCGCAGCGGGGCCAGCUCCAUUUCUGUGCCAGGAUCCCGGCCCCGAGCGUGUGUCGGAGGAACUCGGAGCCCCGGGAGAAGCAAGACGUGGCAGCCAUGCAGGCGUUCAUACAAGGAUGGAGAAAGACGUGCUCACGGCUGCAGGGCAGACGCCUCUGAACCCCGCUUCCCAAUCACCUUUGCUCCUCUUUCCUCUACAAUGACGGGGGCUGCUUUGGUGGGGGGCUGAUGGGGACAGAGCGGGGCUAUCCAGCCAGGCUCCGCUGGGAUCGGGAUUUGCAGAGGGAACGUUUCCACUGCUGCCAGCACUGAGCGGGAUCUCCCUCCCCUGUCAAUGUCCACAGAGCCCCCAGGCGCAUCCCCCACAAAGAUCUAAAGGGCAUUUCAGGCCCCCCCCCUUUUUUCUUUUUUUAAAAACACCCGGCACCUGGGUCAGGAAGCCUCGGUUUGAACCUGCCCUGCUGCCAAUUUUGGUACCCACCUCCCCCCACUCACCCCUUGCCAGCGCCUGCGAGAUUCCUGCUGGCUCGACUGCCUCUUCCAGGUGGGGGUAUGAGCUCCCUGCCUCCUUCCUGGUUACCCCCCAGGACCCUGCAUUCUCCACCAGGCCACAUGAGUGUGUGUGAGGUUUGGGGGGGUCCCCUUCCCCUUGAGCCACUGGCUCUGGGCUGCCACUGAAGCAGGGUAUUGGAUGAGCCAUUGUUACAACCUGCUUAGCGCCUGCCCGGCUUCCCUCACCCCCAGUCUUGCAGCCAGGGGCUUGGAAGGGAGGGGUCCAUGGGGAAAGCUGCCCCACUGCCCAGUAAAGUGGCCCCCUUUGCAUGCCAGCGUCUGGCCGAGCCAGCUGGUGCUGCCUAAGGCCUGGGCGCCAGGCUGGGUGCAUGCCAUGCGCUGUCUCGCCCGGGGCCGCUCUCCUCUCGUUGCAGUGAGAUGCUCCGGUACUUCGAUCAGCUGGGGAAGCGCAAACGGGCCCAGGCCACCAACCUGUGGAACGAGCCGGUGGACGACACCCACAUGGAGCGCGACGACGACCGCGAACUCUACAACCUGCUGCAGAACCGGGCCAGGCUGCGCCGCGGCUCGGAGGGCUACCGACGCCUGAGCUUCGACAUCAGCGCCCACCGCCAAAUCCGCCACAAGUUGAAGGACCGCUGGAGGCAGAUCCUAGAGGUCCUGGGGUUCAGCGGCGAGGCCCACGGCUUGCUCGACAUCACCUCCGCGGCCUCCUACAGCUCCCUGAGCCAGCCCCUGCAGGCCCGCCAGCUCCUCGCCGCCCUGGCCGACCAGACCAGCCUCUUCGACCGCCACUGCAGCCUCCCCGAGCGCUACCUCUUCGUCCUGGACCGGCUGCUCGUCCUGGACGCGGGCGAUGACUUCCUCUCCGCUGCCCGGCACUACUACCCCCCGGAGGCCGAGGAGGGGCCCUCCAGCGAGGAGGAGCCCCCCAGCCCCGAGGCCACGCUGGUGACGCUGAGCCCGGCGCCCCAAGGCGGGGAGGAAGAGGAGGAGGAGGAGGAGGCCACAGUGAUGGAUGAAGUGUCCCUGUUGGUCAAGUUGAUAGAGUGAGGCCUGCCCUCAGGGCAGCCGGGCUGCUGACUCUGGGCUGAGAGCUGCCUAUUUGUUUAUUUCAGCCACCUGUUUUGUGUGUGUGUACACGUACAGUGCCUAGCAUGGGAGGGAGGGGGCCUGAAACUGUGUGUUGUGGGGGAAUAUGUACAGUGCCUGGCACGGGAGGGAGGGGCCUGAUCCCUGACGAGUGCCUCUGGCCCUUACCCCGACCAUGACUAACGACUCGCUAGAGCCUGCCUGCCGGGGAUGAAGACGGGGCCGUUCCCCUUCCCCUGCAGCCCAGCACGUGGCCGCAGAGGGGCAGCUGGGGCUGGCGUUGCUGCUGUAGGCUUGGAUCAUGUGUCACCCCCAAGCUGGGGGAUUUAGGAGGCGUCUAUCUUUGUGCUAGUUCAAAGCAUCCCCCCCCCCCCCCUGCCCUUUGGCUUUGGCAGCGGGCCCCGUGAAGCAGUUAACAAGUCUCUGGUUAUGUUGUUUACCCGACCCCUGGCUGUCCAUCAUCCCCCCGCUUUGCGGCCCGUGCGCCCAGAUGAGGCUGCAAAAGAGAGGCGGGUGCUCCCUGCAGCUUUGCCUGGGGAGUCAGCAAGGGGGGCACCAGGCCCGAGGAGGGGUGGGGAAGAGGAGUAGGGCCAGAUUGCCUUUGAGGGCUCGUCUAGUUCAGCGGCAGGGAGGGGAGUGGGCGCUGGCGGCCAGCUGGCUAGUCCAAAGGGCAAGCACGUGGCGUCCCCAGGCUGGCGAAAGGUCAGCUGCGCUCUAUGCACCAGGCUGGGAUUAGCGGCCGCCUCACAGGGCCGGGUUCCAGCCUCCGGGGCGCUAAGGGACAGGGGGAGCUUUGCUGCCUGGCAGGGCAUCUGUGGCAUCAAGAGGAGACAAGCAAGGCAGAGGCCGGGGUCAGGACAGGCCAUCUCCCCCUCGGCAAAGGGGUCUCCCUGAUCUUAGGUGUAGUGGUGUGACUGCUGCCCCGACCCCAGUGCUCCUGCCCCCCUCCCCACCUGACGUGACUCUGUGCGACCGGGCCAAGCUGCCCCAGCUUUGCCUGGCGCUACACCCCCCUGCGUAGCCUGGGGGGGGGGGGAAUGGGUAUUACAGGCAGAAGGGGCUCUUACAACCCCUUGACUGGGCACAGGGAUUACAGCUCCAGCUUCCGGAGUCAUGGGCUGAGAGUUUGGCUUUAAAAAAAAAAAAAAAAGAAAAGAAAACCUAUUGCUAGUCCUCAAGGAUGCAAAGAAAAGUUUGAAAAUGUGACCCUGGAGUGUGGGCGGGGGGGGGGGAAUAUCCCCUCUGCCUGCCUGAGUCUGCAGAGAGCCUAAAACAACAGCUCCAAGAGAGGUGAAAUUGGCCCAUUCAUCUUAACGCUGACAGCUGCCGUCACCCCCUGGAGAUGGGACUGUGGGGCACAAGGUGGGUUAAGUCUGGUGCCCCAAUAUUGCCUGGGUUCGGCUAUGGUGGCGGUUGAGGUGUCAGUACGGACAGCCGUGGCCCCUGGGCUGUGGGGGGGGGGUGGAUGGGGCUGGGGCUAGUGCUCUGGGGUAGCCCUUAGCCAGCAGGAAUGGCAGCCAUGGGGCUAUCUGUGCCCCUAGAGCAUGAGCCAUUGGUGUGUCAGCUGACACCCCUGGGCUGGAGGCUGGGAAAGGGAUUUCUCUGCACAAAGCCAUCAAGGUCCUGCUUUCCAGGCGCUGACAGGCUGCUUAAUCACAUCGGGGGGAGAGGGGUGCGUAGCUGAGAUCCACCCCUUGCCAUCAAACGUGAGAGGAGGCGGGACUUUGUGAGGGCCCAGCAGGAAUGGGGCAGCCAGCGUUACCAGGCCUUCCGGCAGGGCACGGGGAUCUUCUGUUCUGGGAGUGGGAAAACCAGCCGGUGGCUUCUGCUGCCCCAGUCAGAGCAGAUUCUGUAAGCAAACCGGCAACACCUGCUCUGCCCUGCCCCCCCCUUUCCCGUACUGCCCCCCAGCAUGGACAGCCCCUGCGCCCCCCUGCACUGGGGUAGCUGUUUGAGCCCAAAGUGCCACGAUUCAGCUGUGAUCUGCGAGGGGAGGAUUGAAACCCACCCCCCCACACACACACACACACUAAUCACAUCGGCCUCUAUGUUGGUCGGGGUCAGGAACGCGACUGGGCACGGGGCAGAGCACACAGCGGCUAAUCUAUCCCCCAGGGCAUUGCCGCGCUGUUUCGGGCCGCACCGGGGCCAGCUGCUCCCAGGGUCAGGUGCGGUUGUUAACUGAGGGUCGGGCAUUCCUAGCUAAUCCCAGCAGUUCUGCUGGCCCCUCCCCAGGGCAGCCGAGUGUCAAGCUGCUGGGAAGGAGGCCAACUCCAUUCAACAACCUCGCUGGAGUUGGGGGCCCGACGGGGCCAUUAGCAGGCCUGUCACUAAGACACCGCCGCAGGGCACGGAGCAGACUGGUUGACAAGAAGAAAAGGAGGACUUGUGGCACCUUAGAGACUAACCAAUUUAUUUGAGCAUAAGCUUUCGUGAGCUAUAGUUCACUUCAUCGGAUGCAUUCAGAGGGACACUUGAGGAUGUCCUCAGAAGUUCAUAUGUACUGAGUGAAAAACGCAGUGUCAGUCAGAACCCUUGUUUUUAACUUUGUUUUUAUGCAGUUAAGAAUAAAGCCCUAUUUAUGGGCUCGCUCCGUAUGAGAAAUAUUCAGGUCACAGAGUCAGAAAUGUAAAAGACUAGAGCAUUACGUGAAAGUGUUAUGUAAUCCCCAAACUGGUCAGAGACUAAAGUUGAUUUCUUCCUGGCGAAUGGUGUCUGAAUUCUGCCACAAAGACAGCCCAGGUCAGGUUUGAAGUCGAUUAGGUCUGUCCUGGGUCAUGCUCAUCCUUUGGUGUGAUCACAAACAAGCAAAGGAAUUCUCACACCUUGCAGAUGAUGAGCAAGACCACUGUAGACACUUCAGGACUACAUGUGAACGUCUCCUUUAAUUCCUUGGCAGCACCUAGAAGUUCUCCAUAUUCUUUGCUUUAAGUCAGUGGCGUAGCUAGGCAUGGAAAUUUGGGUGGGCAUUUCGGGUGGAGGGGCAAUGACUCUGCCAGCUCAGCUUCUCCCCUGAUGCCAUGCCCUCUUCCUAGCCCUGGUGCCCCCUGGCACAGCUCCACCUGCCAAGCUGGGCACGCACAUGGGGCAGCUCAGAACGUGGCAAGGCAGAGCUGCCGGAGUGUAGCUUUCUGGAGGGUGGGCGCAGAGCUCUCUCCUGGAUUUCAGAUGCUCCGGGCCACUGUGGCAGACCUACACCCCUGCUCAGAUCUGGGUGGCCUGGAUGCUAAGUGGGUGGGCCAUGGCCCACCUGUGACUGCGCCCCUGCUUUAAGUACAGCCAUUUCCAUUUUCACCUGCUCAAUCCCUAAUCCAAGCACGUCAAUGAAAGCACCCCGAGAUUCCAGUCUCAAGAAGUCUGGAGCUCAGGUGGAGUACAUUGCUGACAAGUUUUUGUGUGACUUGGUGUUCUCAGAAAAAAAUCUCCUUUGCAAUUCACCACUGUGUUCAUCAGUCAGUUCAUGGUGCAUCUGGCGCCACGGAGGCUCACCGACACUUUGACAGCCUGGGAAGUGCUCAGCAACUAUGAAAUCUUAGCCCUUUUGUGGCACAUCUUAAUGUUCAUCUUUCAAAACAGGGUCAUGGAUGAAAUUGCUGAGGAAAAACCCAUCACUUAUUCACCGGCAAGUGUGAUCAAUUCAUUCCUUUCGCAAGGUGCAUUUGUUCCUUCUGAAGGGCUUUGUUCACAGGAGCAAACACUCAAAACCAUUCUUUUAAGCUCAGCUAAGAACAAGAAUGUAGAUGAUUCUGAAACAUCCAACAGCCCUCUUGCGUCAGUGGACAAGUUGCCAUAUUCAUCCACAAAAAGUUUGACAGAAGACUCCGAAUCGCUUCAAAAUUAUUGGGGAUUAUUUCCAAGCCAUCUUGUUUCUGUGAGUCUUUGCAGGUGCUGGCUUUGUACGGCACACUCCCGUCAUGUCUGCGGAAAAAUUCAGCUAGAGACUUACAAUUUGAGAACAUAGCUGGCCCUGCUGAGUUUUUCUCACACAGGAGUGAGCACCCGAUGUAAUUGGUGAUUCAAGCAGUGUGCGUCAGGUAUUUGCUUGUUUAAUUUCCCAUGUAAAAGUAUUUGUACGCCGCCUGACGUAAGGUUGGAGCCAUCAAAGCAAGAACAUCAAGUGUUUUUAGUCAAGACCCAGUUCAUGGAGGUCUUUCAACAUUUGUUAUGUAAUAGCUUCGGCAGUGAGGCCAUGCAAUUGGGCUACUCCCACAAGGACUUUGCCACCAACAGCGUAGCAUAAACCAGUGGAUAAAUUUUCUACAGUCACAGCAUCCCUUGUUGUGUCAUAUUUUAGGACAUCACCGUUUUUCUGAAUAUCUUCAACAAUAUAUUUCAAAACCAUCUUCAUAAUAUCAGUGUUGUCAUUCUGAAUUUCAGCAGCGUGUGAAAUUGUUCGCAUUGUUCGGAAUGGUUUGCCGCGCACCCUUGACUUCUGGAUCGUGUCCCGCAAUAAGUUUAAGUAGGUUGAUGACAAUUCCUGAUGAAUUGUUCGGAGUAAGAUCUAUCACCGCAAACUGCAUAACUUUUGCCAAGGUUUUUAAAUACUACCUGUUUCUUUCCAUUUUGUGAGGGUGACACCAAAGCAGCCAGUGUGGCAACUGAAAAAGGAAGCUGUGAUCAAAUUAAAUAUAAAAAUCAAAUUCAUAACUGCAGAAUGUUCUCGAGCAAACAAACACACGGAAAUAAUAAAAUCAGAACAUUUUUUGUGUGCUGGAUCUUGCAAUCAAGUUGUGGAGCUUUCCUCCAAGUGCAAGGAUUGAAAGUUUGUAGAUGCUGAUGAAGAGCUGGUUUUCAAAGGCUGGUUUGGUUUUUUGUCCUCUUGGCCUGGUAAAUCUAGUUAAAAUUUUCUCCUUUCGUAGUUUCCCACAAUUAGGAUUUUAUUUUCACUUUCACGUUGUUUCCGUGUUUUCCCAUUAACUUUAAUGGUUCACCAGGGUCUGUUCCUAGGUUGUACAAUCCUAUUUGGAGCUAGUCCUGGCCCAUUGGGGCGGCAUCCCUCCCGGUCCCUGAUUGCUUCUCCACCCUGUAUUAGUGGGGUUUAGCAGCACAAAUUAUGAGCAGUUUUAUAUACACAAAUACAUAAAUUCAUAACCAGGCUUUGUAGCCAGAUCUUAUAAUGACUCUCAGGUUUAGAACAGUACAAGCUUUCAUAAGCAAUCUUGCUUGACAUCUAUUUACUACACAAUAACAUUGUAUACAAAAUACAGCCAGUUGAUUCAACUGCA